Molecule: messenger RNA, 7436 nt
Organism: Patella vulgata (common limpet)
Lineage: Eukaryota; Metazoa; Mollusca; Gastropoda; Patellidae
Product: bifunctional heparan sulfate N-deacetylase/N-sulfotransferase
Exons: 14
Coding region: 514-3171 (885 amino acids)
Cellular component (GO): Golgi apparatus
Molecular function (GO): heparan sulfate N-sulfotransferase activity; deacetylase activity
Source: RefSeq, a predicted model, not a curated record
CUGGAAGACAAAGAGUUUACUACAAAUGGUCUACGGUGAAUUGAUGUCAAGAGGAAAUAUCGAAGUGUGGUAUUUAGUUAAUGUUUACAUUCGACGCAUGGUUGAAUAAUUAACUGUAGAAUUAGUUACUUUAUCACCCUUUUUAUCAACAGGAUAAUAUCUUAACUAAUAUGGAGACUAUGUUUAAAGGUAAUUGUAAAAAAUACAGAUUCUGAGAUUUCCUUCGGAUCUCCAAAGUAAGAGAAGAUGUGUGAUGCUCUAGAGAUGUAAUAUGAUGGUGUAAACCAGAUGAUGUAGGCAAACAGACGGUCACUAGAUGUAUUCCAUUAUGGAGAUCACAGACGAACAAGCACUUAGAUUUCUAAACAUUGGAGUGAAUCAAUCAAAUCUACUCCAUUGUAUUAUAUCAGUAUGGCUCCUAUGAGUUUUUUAACGUCAACUUUUCUAGAUGGGACUUGAACCUUAUUUUGAUUUUUUUUUAUCAUAUGAGGUAGACGUUACGAUUAGCUUGUGAUGUUUUGGCGGAGCAGUUUUAUCGUUCUUAGUAACAUUUGUGCAAGAUGUUUUUGUCUGAAGAGAUUUACGUUAACCAAAGUGUUACUGAUUGUCAUUUUACUCAGUGUCAUUUCUACCAUUGUGUCGAUCAGUUUUCUCAAUUUGCGAUUUGGAAUUGCAAGGCAGCGAAGCAAACCGCCAUUGCCCCUGUCAACAUGCAGAUUAAAUUCCACCAUUUCUCGAAGCCUCCUUAAACGUGUGAAUCAUCAAUCUAAAGCAGGACGACAUCUUGGUGAUAGAGUUUUAGUUAUGGUGGAAUCGCAGUAUUCUAAAGCUGGUACCAAAAUAACACAUCUUUUGGAAGCCAUUCGCGUAGAAUAUAAAGUAGAACCUACAGGAAAGAAUUUACCAACUUUGACGCACCUUGAUAAAGGCAAGUUUUCUGUUGUAAUUUUCGAGAAUUAUAACAAGUACAUCACUAUGGACAAAUGGAAUCGGCAGUUGUUAGAUAAAUAUUGUUCAGAAUAUAAUGUGGGUAUAAUAGGUUUCGUUCCAUCUAAACCAGACAUAAUUAGUGAUAAUGUCCCUGGAUUUCGAAUGGUGUUUGAAUAUGGUAUGAAACUUCAAGAUUAUAAGCUAAACAUGUUCUCAGAUGUCUGGCGUGUAACAAAGGCAGGACAGAUUUACGAAGGCCGUCUACCUGGAGAGUGGACAGUGUUUCAUACAAAUCAUUCAACUUAUGAACCUUUAGCUUAUUCUAAGAAGCAAACGCAAAAAUUUAGUGUGAGUAUCGAAGAAGAUGUAAAUAAACCUGUUGUGCCAGUGAUUUAUGACCAUGGAAAAUAUGAUAAAAUUAAAAGGAUUAUUUUUGGUAGCGCCCUUAGAUUCUGGCUUCAUAGACUUAUUUUAUUGGAUAGUUUGUCGAUUCUUUCAAAUGGAAAGUUAAGUAUGCCAUUAGAAAGACAUAUACAGAUAGACAUUGAUGAUAUAUUUGUGGGUCGUGAAGGAAUACGGAUGUGUGUAGACGAUGUGGAGGCACUGGUUACUACGCAGGAAACGAUUAAACAAAUGGUUUCAGGCUUCAGUUUUAAUCUAGGAUUUUCUGGACGAUAUUAUUUGCAUGGUUCAUAUGAAGAGGAUGCAGGCGAUAAAAAGUUACUAGAAUAUCGAGAUAAAUUUUGGUGGUUUGGCCACAUGUGGAGACAUGAGCAGGCUCAUAAAUUUGAUGAACCAUACAUCACACUUGCCAUGCAGCAAAAUUCACAGUUUGCUAAGGAAAACAACAUCCCAGUAAAACAGAACUAUGCUGUAGCCCCCCAUCAUUCUGGUGUUUAUCCCAUACAUGAACCAUUAUACACAGCAUGGAGAAAUGUUUGGGAUGUGAAGGUCACCAGUACAGAAGAAUAUCCCAGACUUCACCCUGCCUGGAGGAGAAGAGGUUUUAUAUAUAAAGGUGUCAUGGUUUUACCCAGACAAACGUGUGGAUUAUAUACUCAUACUCUCUUUCUGAGUGAUUACCCUGGUGGCCGUAAACAUCUAGAUGAUAGUAUUAAAGGCGGUGAACUCUUCCAAAUUAUUCUCUUUAAUCCAAUUAGUGUAUUCAUGACACAUAUGUCAAAUUAUGGUAAUGACAGAUUAGCAUUAUAUACAUUUGAAAGUGUUCUAAAGUUUAUUCAGUGUUGGACCAACUUAAAAUUACUCGCAGUUCCACCUCUUCAAUUAGCUCUUAAAUAUUUUGAAAUGUAUCCUGAAGAAAGAGACCCAAUAUGGCAGAAUCCAUGUGACCAUAAGAGACAUCUCAGUAUCUGGUCUACCAAUAAAACCUGUGAAAAACUGCCCAAUUUUCUUGUCAUCGGACCUCAAAAAACUGGUACAACUGCUCUUUAUACAUUUCUUGGAAUGCAUCCUGCUAUUGAGAGUAAUUUCAAUAGUCCUGAUACAUUUGAAGAAGUUCAGUUUUUUAAUGGUAAUAAUUAUUACCAUGGAAUCGACUGGUAUAUGGAGUUUUUCCCCACACCAAAAAAUACUACCUCUACUUAUUUAUUUGAAAAAAGUGCAACAUAUUUUGAUAAUGAGGUGGUGCCUAGAAGGGCAUUUGCAUUGUUACCUAGAGCUAAAAUAAUAUGUAUAUUAAUUAAUCCAUCUAAACGAGCUUACUCCUGGUAUCAGCAUAUGAGAUCUCAUGAAGAUCCAACAGCAUUAAAUUAUUCCUUUUAUGAUGUAAUAACAGCUACAGAUAUUGAUCCACGUAAAUUACGUGAAUUACGAAACCGUUGUUUAAAUCCUGGAAUGUAUGCACAACAUUUAAUACGAUGGUUAGACUACUACCCUUCUAGACAGUUAUUUAUUGUUGAUGGUGAACAGUUAAAGAAUGAUCCUAUACAUGUGAUGCAUACAAUUCAACGAUUUCUACAUAUAGAUCCUUAUUUUGAUUAUAGCCAAUUUUUGAGGUUUGAUCCUAAAAAGGGUUUCUUCUGUCAAGUUGUAUCAGAAGAUAGAAAUAAGUGUUUAGGUAAAAGUAAAGGAAGAACAUAUCCUCCAAUGAACAAAGAAGAACAACUUUUUCUAAAACAAUAUUAUCAACGACAUAAUGUGGCAUUAUCUAAGUUAUUGGAUAAAUUAAAUACAGAAGUACCAGCUUGGUUAGAGGAAGAAUUGCGAGGUGGGGAUGAAUGAAUAAACAAUCAAAUGGUGAGAGCAGAUGACUAGUCAACACUUAACCAAAUAAACAAUAUUGUUAAUACCUUACUCUAUGUAUCAGCUUAUAAUUGUGUAUUGUGGGAAGGUAAUUUCAAAAUAUAAUAUCACAGAAGACUGAUGGCAAAAUAAGUGAGGCAUUUUAAAACAUAACUGGUACCCAAAGUUUCGAACUUGUUCAAAUUCUUAUUUCUAAUUUUAGCCAAAUGUGUUUUAUCGAGAGAUUAUUUCAACAGAAAUCUGUUCUUUAUACCACAGCCACUACUGUAUUUCAUAUCUUUCCAUGUCCAUAGUUUUGUACCUGAUUUUACAGAUGCAAACUGAAUAUAUGCUAAAAAAGUGGAAAGACAGUUUUUUGAUGCCAACUUAUCGAACAUACAUGGUUACAGAACAUACAUGUUUACAAAGACAUACAGGAUUACAUGGACAUAGGGCCUAAAGAUUUAAUAUCUGCUAGUUCCUGUUUAUACUCUGCAUGCUACAAAUCUUGGGUCAGAAUUUCUUGAUCUUUCAUGAUACUGCAUGCCACAGAUCUGUGACUAUAACAAUAAUAAUAAUUGAUAGUGUUAUGUCAAAAAGGUUUUUCUAACCUAGAUGUUUGGUAAACAGAUGUAUUUUAAAUGUUAUUUUUAUAACCAAUGAAUGUUCUGUUUUCUCAAAUGUGUCUUGAAAGAUCAUUUCCAAUGUUUGCACCAUGAACACAGUGAAAUGCAGUGGUGUCCUACUGUAAAGAAGAAGAAUAUGUUAUUAUAUGAUAGAUGGAGACAAGUGUCCUAGCUCUCUUUAGUAAUAAUAUUGUAUUUUUGUCUUGAUAACCAACAAAAUUGAAUCUCAAAUUACAAGUGCUAUUGAUUGUUGACUUUAAUUAUGAACCUAAAAAUUUCAAUAUGUGCCAGUAAAGAAACCCAUCCACAAACUUACGCAAAUUAUAAAUUACAAAUGAUUUCUAAAUUCCAAACCGUAUUGUUGAGUUAUGUGUAACAUACACCAUUUUGAAAUAUCAUAUUUAAUGCUUAAAAUAUAUUGUGAAAUGUACAGCUAGAGAACAUGUUAAAAAAUUGUUUUGCUAUUAUUGAACAUGAAUAUUUUAAAUUUAAAAAAGCAUGAUUUAAUCACAAAGACUGUUAUUACUAUUGUUGAGCAAAUCCAAGCCGAAAAAAGAAGAAGUGAAGUGACUAGUGUGGAUAUUUAUUUUUAUGAACUCAACAUGAACUGCCUUGGGCAUCAGAUGCUAGUUUUAUGAAAUGUUGUAGUACUAAUGUAUAAAAUAUUAUAUGUAGUGCAUAAUAUGACGAUUAUUUCUCAGAUUGUAUAUAAACACAUAUUAUUGAUAUUUUAAAGUUUUUUCUUCUGUGAAGAAAAGCUGUAUCUUUAAAUCAAAAUAUAUUGUAAAUUUAAACUAAAUUUAUAGCGGUGAGUUUAGAUAUAAAUAUACUUUAAUUUUAACUUAAUUUAUAGCAGUGAGUUUACAGGCACUUGUAAAAUGUAAAAUCUUUUAAAAAUAACAUUUAACUGAGGUUAAGUAUAAGCCUAAAGUCUGUUGCAUUCAUAUUCAAAUUCAAAGGCAAAUGAAAGCUUCUCCAUCAGUCAGUAAAUACAAAGUGAGAAUCGAAAGAUCUAUCAAUUUCAGACAAGUUAUUUGCCCCCGAAUUCCCUUUUAUGAAUACAGACAUAAUAGACUUUCUGACAGGAGUAAAUACUGAGCUUCAACUUAAUGUUAUUCUUUGAAUAAAAUUUACAAGCAGCUUGGGUAACUUUAGAUAGAUAUCAGUAGAAAUUAAAUCCAUCCAUGGUCCCGGAGAUUGAUACAUGUCUUGUAAACAAUAGAUAAAUAAUAUUAAAAGUAUUUAGUGAUGUAUAUUUAUUGUUGUUAUGUAAUAUAUAUGAGGAUAAACAUGAAAUUGAUAUGUUUAUUUGUAUAUAUUAAUAUUUUUACAUUUUUUCUUUAUACUUGUUUCUGUCAUAUUUUUUAGUGAAAGGCAUGAUUUUAAUAUGUAUAUUAUUGUAUUAGUAUAGUAUAUGUCUUCCAUGCAGAUUGUUUGCUUUCAUUACUUAUGUUCAGUUCAGCGGAUUCUAUACAACUUGUACAAGAUAUCAAGUAGUAGAAAAUAGUUAGAAACUAUGCCAUUCUUGCUCUUAAUAUCUUUACAGAAUAUAUUAUCAUAUCAGUUUCUCAACGCUUCCUUAUUUCUGCCAAAAUAACAUCACUGGUAACAAGAAUCUAUUGCUUGCAUUUUUAUGCAAAAAUUAUUUGUUACCGGUUCAGAUAUUUUCAAUAUACGUCAACGAAUUGUUACCAGUUAGUCUUUUUGUAUGUAUGUUAAAAAUCUGUCUUUAUUUUGUGUUUGUAUCUUAAAUUUGUGUACUAAGAUUAAUAUAGACUAUGAGUGAAAAACUAAAACAAAUGGAGUAAUGCAUCACUGGCAGAUGUUUUCACUAUUACUAAUAGUAUUAGAAUUUUAUUUUUAGUUAUUUUCAAGUUGUUUCAAAAAGGCUUGUGCAAAAAGUCUUUUACUAGUAGUAAAUGAAGGGGGACCGCACCACACACAAACGCUUACACAAAACAAAGCUACGGACCGUACACAAUAUACAGACACCACAAAAAACAAAGCGCAUAUAUCAGAACAAGUGAAUGGAUCCGGGAGCUAGCCAUAAGCUAUCACUGCACAGUACAGUCGCAGUUGUUGGAUUUUGAAUAAUUAGGUGAAUCUAAUAUUAAAAAUGAAUUGAUAUUUUUGUUGAAAGUGAAAAAGUCUCUUUAAGAUCUUAAGACGCUCUUUAGUGAAUGUUCUUGCCUUGUUUAGUUUUUAGAAAUUAGCAAUUGUGCAUGUAUACAGCAAUUUUCAUGAUAUAUGCCUGUACAAUGACAAUGCUGCUGGUGGACCUAGUCUGUGUUUAUGUUUAGUUCAUAAAGGAUUCUAAAUAUUUUAAACAAUGAGGGCACAUUUUCUUGACUGAGACACAAUGAAAACACACUGCUUUUACAAAUACAUGUAAUUGUUUGUUAAUCUCGUUUUAGAGAUACAUUUUAAUGUUGCAAUUCUAGAUGUAACAUCGUCAGAUCGGGAUAAUGCGUGAGAGUGAUGUUUUAGUUAUGGUGAAAAAUAUAUUUUCAUUCAUAGAUCAUAUCAUAUAUAUAUUUUCAAUUAUAUUUUUGUUUAAAUAUAAGACUUUAUUAUAGUUGGUGUUAUACAGGAAACUGAUCAUUCUUGAUGUACAUGUACAUCGUAGCUAAAACAGGGUAAAUAGUUUUAUUUUUGUUUGAAUAACUCGCAUUGUCACCACUAUUAUUAGAUAUGCUUAUUUUAAAGACCCAGCACAUUGGUGGUGGAUUGUCAGCAUGUCCCCUUAUGCUAAAUUUAAACUGAAGAAUUUAUUAACAGCUGGAAAUCUAAAGUUGAUUUGGUCUGGAUAAAAGAUGGUGAAAUGUUAGUCUCAAACAAAACAUCCAGAAUAUAUAUGAAGGUCAAGGAUGAUGCAUUGACUUGUUUUGUUAUUAUUUUGUUUCUUUUUUGUUUUUUUAAAGCUAAAAAAAAGCUAAAGAGCUUGACAUUUAAGAAUACAACUUAACACAUCCUAUUGUUCCUGGGUCGUUAACAAAAAGUGUUCCUUCUAUCUUUCUUCAUAUCAAAUGAUACUUAAAUUAUUGUUGGGCAUUUUACAAUAAAUUAAUAUUUUCUAAAAACUGAUAUACAUGAAUUAAUUGAUAAAGAAAACAAAAAGCUAUCUUAGUUUAGCAUACUUAUUAAUAACUUAUAUUUCAAAAAUAUGUAUGUAAAAGUAAUUUAGAUUGUCAUAUUUUUGUCUAUUAUAAAAGUUUUAAUUGUGUUACCUGAAUACAUGUAUUUCUAUUCAGAAAGUAUGAUAUUACAGUCUAUUUUUGGAAAAUUAUUUCAUGUCAGUUUCCUGUUUAGUGUGACUAUUUGACAUAGGAGUAGUUUUCCAGUAUUGAGUGAAAGAAAUGCUAUUUCAGGACCAACAUGGCAAUUCAACAAUUUCUAUUAUUUACCAUCAUUUGAUAUACAUGUAACUGUACCCAGAUUCAUUUAUUACUUACAGAUAUUCUAUGGAAUCUUAAAAUUAAAAUUAAUUGAACUAAAGUUUCCAAGAUUGGAUAGAAAUAUUAGUUGUAGGGAUUAUAUUUUUUAUAGAAUUAUCAUUCAUUAACAUCACAUUUAAUGGACAAUCAUUGUCUUGUAUAUGUAUAUUAUGUCUGUUUUAUUGCAAAAAUUAAAUAUUUCUUA